Messenger RNA from Lathyrus oleraceus (garden pea), 447 nucleotides. RefSeq lists its product as uncharacterized. Bases 1 to 447 code for a protein of 148 amino acids. The transcript has a single exon. The record is from RefSeq and is a predicted model, not a curated record. Lineage: Eukaryota; Viridiplantae; Streptophyta; Magnoliopsida; Fabales; Fabaceae.
AUGAAUCCUUCUGAAUUCCAAGGUGGGUUGAAUCCUGUGAAGGCUCAGAAGUGGGUAACUAGCAUGGAAAGAAUUUUUUUUCUUCAGGUAGUGCAUUGUAGUGAAGAGAAUAAGGUUGUGUUUGCUUCUCACAUGAUGAAGGGUCCAACUGUGAGAUGGUGGGAGAGUGCUUCUACUCUUAUGACCAAUCAAGGAGUACCUAGGGAUUGGGAGCAUCUUAAGACUAUUUUCAUGGAAACGUAUUUUCCUAGUUCUUUGAGGACUCAGCAAUAUUUUGAGUUUCAACAGCUUAGGCAGGAUACUAUGACAGUAGUUGCGUAUGCUGAGAAGUUCGAAGAAAUGGCUGCUUAUUCUAGAUGGGCCACGUAUGCACCUGAUGAGAGGUGGAAGAUUGAUCAGUUUAUUUUUCGUCUAAGGGGUGAAAUUUCUCAUAGUGUUUCUCAAUAG